Molecule: messenger RNA, 1478 nt
Organism: Papaver somniferum (opium poppy)
Lineage: Eukaryota; Viridiplantae; Streptophyta; Magnoliopsida; Ranunculales; Papaveraceae
Exons: 7
Coding region: 441-1097 (218 amino acids)
Biological process (GO): transmembrane transport
Cellular component (GO): membrane
Source: RefSeq, a predicted model, not a curated record
GUAACUGUGGGUGUUAAUCCCUAAUUUCUUAAUUAGAUUUCAAUGCAGAUGUAAUAUGACCUGAUAUUCUGUGGUAUUCUUAGUUAGAUCUAGAUGUAGAUGCAUCAUGUUCUCAAUUUCUAUAAAAUCAAUUUUGUGAAAUUGGAUGUAUGUUUACUAUCAGACCUCUUUAGGGUUCCCCUAUUGCUCUUCGCCCUCCGAUUAGGGUUUCAUGUUCUUCCAACUCAGUAUGUUACUCUCUAAAUCGAAGAGGUACAGCCUUUCCCCUUGCUGUUCUGCCUCCACUCAAUAAAAUUCCAGUUAGGGUUUCCUGCUCUUAUACUCGUAGAAUUAUACCAAUCCUUCAGGAUACUGCCAAGAACCUUAAUCAGAAUUCGAAGUCUUUAAUUAACUUCAGCAAACCCUUCUUUGAGUUCAUUAAAACAUGUUUCACAAUUCUUAUGUCUAGGAUUAAUGAACAAAUAGGAUUAUUACCAAAGCACAUCAAGUAUUUGUCAACAUCUCUAUUCGUCUUUGGUAUAUUUCACCAAUUUCGAAAACUUGUUUGGAACUACCUUCUUGUAAGGGCUAUGAUGGCAGACAGUCGUUUUAAACUAAACGAUGUGCUCAGGACAACUGCUAAUGGUAAAUCAGUUACUGGUAAAUUCGUCAAAGCUGGUUGGUUGGAUGUCACUUUGGAAACUGAAAUGGGUGGUUUGAUAAGUAUCCCUAAUGGCAAGUUACUUGAACUUGAGAAUCUGAGUGCACAAGAGUAUCAAAGGCUAAGUAUAGAGUUGGGAGUGAACUUGCUCCACUCUAUCAAGGUUCACAAGGAAAUCAAAACCUACUUGGACAAUCUUGAUGUUGAUAAGACGGAGAAAGGCAAACAAUCACAAGUUCUGUUGAAGAAGUAUGAUGGCGAGAAGAAACUGAUGGUGUUGCUUAUUUCUUGCUUAAUCAAGAAGGCAAAUUACUAUGAGAUCAAUACCGACAUCCAUUCGAGGCUUGUACAAGUUAUCAGUGCAUGCGAAGUUGAUCAAUACCGACCAUUCACCCUUCUAAGAGAUCUGCUGCAGUUCAAAAUACAAAUAAUGAUGAUUGAAUUUGGGAUUUCAUGAGGUUAUUGACAGGGUACAGGAUGCUUUCUAUGUUGUUGUUCUCGGGAUGCUUUCGGUUUUCCACUUGAAGCUUCGUAAAAAAUAGUGAACUCUGAGAUAUUGUAUAGAAUAUUAUAGCGAUAUGUGUUCCAUUCUAAUACCAUCGAGAAUGGAAUUGAUAGUUACAUUUGCACAUAGCUAAAAGGUUUUCUUUGUUUUGUAUAGACAGAAUAAUUCUCAUCAUUCUUAACUGCUAUGAGAAUCCUGAAACAGUUUUGCACUAGCCUAGAGGUGGCGGGUUAAAAUGUGUACCACAACACUUCUAGCCAUUUCUUGAGCAUCACCUUCACACCCUGAUUUCUGGUGUAUUCUGAAUCAAACAUAUACACUGGUUUUGCUCUU